Molecule: messenger RNA, 1445 nt
Organism: Mytilus trossulus (common blue mussel)
Lineage: Eukaryota; Metazoa; Mollusca; Bivalvia; Mytilida; Mytilidae
Product: lipid transferase CIDEA-like
Exons: 4
Coding region: 630-1052 (140 amino acids)
Biological process (GO): regulation of apoptotic process; apoptotic process
Source: RefSeq, a predicted model, not a curated record
UAAGCACUUAUUUUAGCAUACAACAUGAAUAUAAUAAACAAACAUCAUAGGAUUUCUUUACAGUGUUGUAAACCUGGAGAUAUUAUAAAUAUUAAAGGAAGUCUAAGUUUUCUGUUUGAAUUCUUUCAUUAAAUAAUCACUGCAUUUUUAUUUAAUUUUGUAUUAUUAACAGCUCAACUGCAGGCUAGGGGCCAUUUUCCAUUUAUUAUGACUUUUUCCUUUGUUACAACUUUCAACAGUAAAAAGUGAGGAUUAAAAAAAUCACUUUUUCUAAAAACGUAUUUAAACUUUGGGUGUUCAGCUGAAUUUUGUAUCAGACAUAAUCUUAGACUUGUCUCUGAAUAUCCUGAUGAUGUUAAAUUCAACCAUCAUUUUUUCAUUCUGAUUCAAACAUUUGAAUUGUGAUUGCAUCAUGUUUAAUGGGAACUUGUGUGUUUUUCAGUAUUAAAUGGCAUACAAAUGUGCAUAUACCAGUGUAAAUAGUUUUAAUUAAUUUCUCUCUUUCCCUCAUUUUGAAAUUAUUAUCCACUCAUCUUGAAAGUUGUGAGAAAACUUAAUUUAUUUAACAAUAUUUCAUUAUUGUACAUGCAAAUGUAUAUAAAUGUGAUUUUCUUCAAAAUUUUUGUGACAUGAAUACAUGUAUUACACUUUUUCAUCCUCCUUUACAGCAUAGCAAAGAGAUUCCACUCAAAGUUUUUAGUGGCAAUAGAAUGAUAAGAAAAGGAAUAAUGGCUUCUUCAUAUAGUGAUUUAAUUGAAAAAUGUAAGGAGAAAUUCAUGGUUGACAGCAAUAUAAUUAGAUUGGUAUUAGAUGCUGAUGGAGUUGAAGUGGACCACGACUUCUUUAGAACUUUGGAAGGAAACACCCUACUGAUGUUACUGACAGAAGACGAGCAAUGGAUGCCUGCAGACAAUAAUUUCACUCAGAAUGUGGAUAGACAACCGUCACAUGAAAGAGUUACUUUAAAAUCAGAAGAGGAAAAGAUGAUUGCAAUGAUAGACAAGUUAAAAGAAAAAGUGAAGAAAAGGAAACUAGUAAGUAUUUCUGUUUAAUUCCUUGAUCAACGGACCCGCCCACAACUUUUUUUUUUUAAUAUUUUUGAUAUUCUCGCUUCCUGCAUUCGGAAAUGUAAUCAUGCCCAUUUCCCCCAUCCUUUUUUGGGUAAAUUUUAUAAAAAAGAUAUAAAACACUUGUUUUUUUAAAUUCACAGUCUUAGGCCACUUUUUUAUACCCCCGCUUUGAAAAAAAGGGGGGUAUACUGUUUUACCUCUGUCUGUCCUUCCGUCAGUCUGUCAGUCAGUCCGUCCGUCCCAUGAAUAUUUUUCGUCACAUUUUUCUCAGGAACUACACAACCAGGAUUUCUGAAAUUUGGUUUCAGAGUUUAUAUAUGUCAGCUAUACCAUGUGAUGUGUUUUCAGAUUCAUCACUCAACAACUUCCUGUUUA